Messenger RNA from Diaporthe amygdali, 444 nucleotides. RefSeq lists its product as uncharacterized. Bases 1 to 444 code for a protein of 147 amino acids. The transcript has 2 exons. Lineage: Eukaryota; Fungi; Ascomycota; Sordariomycetes; Diaporthales; Diaporthaceae. The record is from RefSeq and is a predicted model, not a curated record.
AUGCCUUACCACCUUGGGCACAACCUCCUCACCUACCUGCAUUGCAUCUUCGGGCGCAUAGAGUUGACCGCAGCAGACACCCCUCCAGCCUCCAGCCUUCGGCCUCCCGACAUCCCGACCUCCCAACCUCCCAACCUCAAUCACACUCCCACCUUGGACGAGAAGCAGCGGCCCUCCUUGGCUCGACACCUAGACCUGAACGUGGACCUAAAGCUGGGCCUGACCUGUCUCGACGCAGCCACAGGGGAGAGCUCUGGCGUAAUCUUCUCGUCAGUCGUCCCAGCCAGCCUGCCGUCCAACUACGUAGGGCUUUUUCUCGACACCACAUUGCUCCAUCUCAAUCCUGCGAGCUCGUUUUCAUCCUCCGCCACCACCGCCCUGGCUGUCACUGGCACUGCCUCUCUGGGCCGAACCGACCAAACCCCGUCCAAUUCGAACCUCUGA